Molecule: messenger RNA, 856 nt
Organism: Aphidius gifuensis
Lineage: Eukaryota; Metazoa; Arthropoda; Insecta; Hymenoptera; Braconidae
Product: probable methylthioribulose-1-phosphate dehydratase
Exons: 4
Coding region: 143-856 (237 amino acids)
Cellular component (GO): cytoplasm
Molecular function (GO): methylthioribulose 1-phosphate dehydratase activity; metal ion binding
Source: RefSeq, a predicted model, not a curated record
UUAUUGCUGCCAUAUUUUUUAUCAUUAUUUACAAUUGUUUAUAAUUGUUUAUAAUUAAUAAUUUAAUAUUUAUCUUGUGGUUAAAACAAGAAGAACACUGUUAUCAAAAACCAAGUAAAAUUAAUUUUAAAAAAUACUUGAAAUGAAUUUUUAUGAUGAUAAAUAUUCAAUGGAACAUCCACGUAAUUUAAUUCCCGAGCUUUGUCGUCAAUUUUAUCAUCUUGGAUGGGUGACUGGUACUGGUGGUGGAAUAUCAAUAAAACAUGGUGAUGAAAUUUAUAUAGCACCAUCAGGUGUACAAAAAGAAAGAAUUAAACCAGAAGAUAUGUUUGUACAAGAUAUUGAUGGCAAUGAUAUAUCAUCACCACCACCAGAUAAAAAAUUUAAAAAAUCACAAUGUACACCAUUAUUUAUGUGUGCAUAUAAUGCUAGAAAUGCUGGUGCUGUUAUACAUACUCAUUCGAAAUUUGCUGUUAUGGUUACAUUACUAUGGCCAGGUAAUGAAUUUAAAGUAACACAUUUAGAAAUGAUAAAAGGAAUAAGAAAUCAGCAGUUAAAUAGAUCAUACAGAUUUGAUGAAGAAUUAAUUGUUCCAAUUAUUGAAAAUACACCAUUUGAAGAAGAUUUAAAAGAUAGAAUGGCUGAUGUUAUUAAAAAAUAUCCACAAACUUGUGCAAUUUUAGUAAGAAGACAUGGUGUUUAUGUCUGGGGUGAUAAUUGGCAACAGGCUAAAACAAUGACCGAGUGUUAUGAUUAUCUUUUUGAUAUUGCUGUACAGAUGAAAAAAUGUGGUAUUGAACCAAAUUUAAAACCUGAAGAAUAUGAGUUGAAGCAUCAAAAAGAAAAUUUACAAUGA